Molecule: messenger RNA, 3392 nt
Organism: Penicilliopsis zonata CBS 506.65
Lineage: Eukaryota; Fungi; Ascomycota; Eurotiomycetes; Eurotiales; Aspergillaceae
Exons: 3
Coding region: 100-3312 (1070 amino acids)
Source: RefSeq, a predicted model, not a curated record
CUCGGUCGACGAACGGUUGCCUGUCGGAGGAACACAUCCCCAUCGUCCACGAACCCAAGGCUCUCCACCUGUCCUUGCGCUACGGCAGCCGUAUGAAUAAUGACAUCGCCCGAAGGUGUUUCUCCUGGCCCCAUCGGUGACCGUUCUGCGACGUUUGAUGAUCCUACGCUGCCCACGACUGGCAGUGGCCACGAGUCGAGUCCCAACGGCCCUGCAAACGAUACCAACGACAAUGGAAAGGAGGAAAUAAACCCCGGGGAUUGCUCCACAGGCAAAAAGACGGCAGACAACAAUGUGAAGGCUCACGAGGAGCCACAGGAGCAAAUGCUGGAUGACUUCGGUCUGCCGGUCCGGGUGCGGCCUCGUCCGGCACGCUCCCUCAGCACCUCGUCGGAUGGAAGUGAUGAAUUCCAUGACGUACACGAGGAGGACAAGAGAAAUCCGGAAGUUGAAGGACCAGAAAAACAAGAGAGGAUGGCAGGAGACGAGAACUUAGCCGCACAAGUUGAUCAUAGCGACACAGAGAAAGGAGAAGAAGAAGAAGAAGACACUGCCCCUACGCCUGCUGUAGUAGAAAAGGCUCCUGUAUCUCCAAAAGGUGAAGAUACGCAGCGCGCCGAUGAGCCUACAACACCCACCGCGCAUGCCCAUCAGCCUAACGAAACCUUUUCGGAGCGGCCAUUGGAUGGAUCGAAUGUUGAAGAUGCUACCUCGCCUGCACCUACUCAUUCCCCGUCUCAACGCAGACACAAAGUGCAUGCCUCGGAAUGGUCUCACCAACGCCUCACCGACCAGCAUGAUGCAGAGGAUAGCGAGGAGGAGGAGGAGGAGGAUGGUGACGGCGGAUGGAAGGACAUGCCUGCUCUGGGUGAACUCGACUUUUAUGACGAUUACGGGCGAUUGGUGGCCAAGGGAGCCAAGGAGGAAGAUGAUGAAGCAGUCUACAGCGGCCUUGGUGGUGCGGGGAAGGGAUACACUCGAGUUCAGCUCGACGAGGAUGCCCAGUCUGCGACCAGUAUGGACGAAGACACGAGCUACUUGUUCAAGGAAACCAAUGGGAACUCCGCCGGGAUGGAAGGCGAGGAGCUGCGCGAUCAAAUGAGUCAACUGCAAGCCACGAAAACUCUGCUCACAGAGAGUCAGCGAAUAGCCUACGUGGGAGUUACCAGGUUGGCCAUGUUCCAAAUGGUCCGUGAGGCCGAGAAGAUGCCGUCCACCAAGCAAACGAAGAGGAUCAUGCAAAAAUCCGAAGAUUCGCUUAAGAAAUGGGGUCAGUCAAUUAUGGCUAGACUCUACCAUCAUAUGGACAUCGAUGCGGCCGAACAGAUCAUGAUAGAGCAACUCGCCGAACAUGGUGUUCAGCCAGAGGACUUGAUUCGACCACUGAUGCAAAAUUCACGAGUGAAGAAUCCGUUAGCCGGGGAUGCACCGGAAAACCCUGUCUCUUCGCCCUCUUCUCCCAGCCUGAAGCAAAUGUCUCGGCAGAGUCUCUCAUCGGAGAUGGAGAAGUCGUCGGAGCUUGGGUCACCACCCCCAUACGAGGCGCAUGAGGGUGAGGAUCUUCCUGAAGUCCGCACGCCGUCACAGCUCCCCACUUCAGACAAUAUCGACAUAGACCUUCGAUGGACAGUCCUCUGUGAUCUGUUCCUCGUUCUCAUUGCAGAUUCCGUCUAUGACGCCCGCUCACGGACUCUUCUGGAGAGGGUCGGGGAAGCCAUGGACGUCUCUUGGCUACAGAUCUGCCGUUUUGAGAAGAGGGUUAUUGACGCGCUCGAAAUGCAGGAAUCUGCCGACAAAGAAACAUGGGACGAAUCCGAGCACAUGGAAAACCGCCGGAAGAUGGCUUUGAAGAAGAAGUACAUGAUCAUGGGCCUGGCCACCGUCGGGGGUGGCUUGGUCAUUGGGCUUUCCGCGGGACUGCUGGCACCAGUGAUCGGAGCUGGUCUGGCUGCAGGAUUCACGACCAUCGGCGUAUCAGGGACUAGUGCCUUCCUGGGAGGUGUUGGUGGCACAGCCCUGAUUGCUUCUGGUGCGACCUUGACUGGCGGCACGAUAGGUAUGAGAGCCUCGCACAGACGGACCGGUGCCGUGCAGACCUUCGAAUAUCGCCCUCUACAUAACAACAAACGAGUUAACCUCAUCGUGACGGUGUCCGGGUGGAUGACUGGCAAGGUCGACGAUGUCCGAUUGCCAUACAGUACUGUCGAUCCCAUCAUGGGUGAUAUUUAUUCCGUCUUGUGGGAACCUGACAUGCUGCGCAGUAUGGGUGAUACUAUUAACAUCCUAGCGACAGAGGCUCUGACCCAGGGGUUACAACAAGUCCUAGGAAGUACCAUCCUUGUCGCCCUGAUGGCCUCCUUGCAGCUUCCGAUAGUCCUGACAAAAUUGUCCUAUCUGAUCGACAACCCAUGGAACGUGUCUCUCGCUCGUGCAACUUCUGCAGGGCUCAUCCUCGCAGACUCGUUGAUGAACAAUAAUCUUGGAAAGAGACCAGUCACCUUACUCGGCUUCUCGCUUGGCUCACGGCUGAUAUUUUCGUGUCUGAAAGAGCUUGCCGAAAAGGGCGCGCAUGGACUUGUCCAGAACGUCUAUCUCUUUGGUUCGCCGAUGGUGGCGAACAAAGAUGACUACUUGAAAGCCAGAAGUGUAGUCGCAGGCCGUUUCGUCAAUGGAUAUGCCUCGAAUGACUGGAUCUUAGGGUACUUGUUCCGUGCAACUAGCGGAGGGAUCAUGCGAGUGGCCGGUCUGGCGCCUGUAGAGGGAAUCCCUGGUAUCGAGAAUAUCGACGUGACCAAGCUCGUGAACGGGCACAUGGACUAUCGCGCGGCGAUGCCUCGGCUACUCCGCGAAGUCGGCUGGGAGGUGUUGAGUGACGAGUUUACCGAGAUCGAAGACCCCGACCCAGAGGACCAUGCCGCGCGCCAGCGAGAGCUGAUCCGUGAAAUCGACGAGGCACGCAAAGAGGCGGAGCUCAAGCCCGAGAAGAAGCGAUUCGGCCUCUUCAAGCGCGGCAAGCUGGCGGAAAAGAAAGGCUGGGAGACGUACGAUGUGAACCGCGCCGAGGGGAAGAGUCCCUCCUCGGGCGACGACUCUAGCGAGACCAACCCGGCCGGGUCGGUCCUUUUUGAUAUCGAUGCAAUCCGGGCGGAGCUCGCAUCCGAAGCGAUUCAAGUCAGAGAGUUGGACUCUACCUUACUCGGAUACCCCCCCGAGCCUCAAACCAGCCGCGAAGAGUGUCAAUGCCACAACACCACCACCACCACCUCGGCCUCAUCCCGUGGCGACGCAGCAACGAGAUUAUUCUUACGAUGAAGACGACAUCCAGAUGACCUUCGACACAUCGUACUACAGCUCACCUCCUCAGCGCAGAUACUCGUCCUCCCCCUUCCAGC